This is a messenger RNA of Euleptes europaea (tarantolino), 12170 nucleotides long. RefSeq names its product vacuolar protein sorting 13 homolog B (gene VPS13B). The coding region runs from base 19 to 12096 and encodes 4025 amino acids. The record is from RefSeq and is a predicted model, not a curated record. Lineage: Eukaryota; Metazoa; Chordata; Lepidosauria; Squamata; Sphaerodactylidae. The transcript has 62 exons.
UUGAUUAACUAAGGCACAAUGUUAGAAUCAUAUGUGACUCCUAUUCUGAUGAGUUAUGUAAAUCGCUACAUUAAGAAUUUGAAGCCCUCUGACUUACAGCUGUCACUUUGGGGAGGAGAUGUAGUUCUUAGCAAACUUGAACUAAAACUCGAUGUGUUGGAACAGGAGCUGAAGCUGCCAUUUACCUUUUUAAGUGGACACAUUCAUGAGUUGCGCAUCCACGUGCCAUGGACCAAACUUGGCUCCGAGCCAGUUGUGAUUACAAUCAAUACAAUGGAAUGCAUCUUGAAGCUAAAGGAUGGAGCCCAGGAUGACCAUGAAAGCUGUGGCUCCAGUUCAACAACUCGUAGCACCUCAGAAGGUACAAAGACAUCAAUUAGACCGCGAAGAAUUCAGCAGACCACUCCUGAUCCUGAUUUGCCACCAGGCUAUGUACAGAGUUUAAUUUGGCGUGUUGUAAACAAUGUCAACAUUGUCAUCAAUAAUCUCAUACUCAAAUAUGUCGAGGAUGAUAUUGUUCUUUCAGUCAAUAUCACUUCAGCAGAAUGUUAUACAGUGGAUGAGUUUUGGGAUCGGGCAUUUAUGGAUAUAUCAGCAACGGAUAUGGUACUAAGGAAGGUGAUCAAUUUUUCUGACUGCACAGUUUGCUUAGACAAGAGGAAUGCUAGUGGCAAAAUUGAGUUUUAUCAGGAUCCCCUACUUUACAAGUGUUCAUUCAGGACUCGUCUACACUUCACUUAUGAUAAUCUUAAUUCUAAGAUGCCAUCUAUUAUUAAAAUUCAUACGUUGGUUGAAAGCUUGAAGUUGUCUAUAACUGACCAACAACUCCCUAUGUUUAUUCGCAUAAUGCAACUUGGGAUUGCGCUAUACUAUGGAGAAAUAGGCAACUUUAAGGAUGGAGAAAAUGAAGACUUGAUUUGUCACACUAAGGAUGUUUUGGGAAAUAUCUCAGGUUUAGAAGAUGAAAUAGGCCAUGAUAUGCAGUAUGUUUCUUCGGAAUCUCACGUUCAGCAAGACGAUGACCAGCAGCAGGGCUGGGUAUCCUGGGCCUGGUCUUUUGUACCGGCUAUUGUGGGUAAUGACGAUGAAGAGGGAGACUCUGCUGGAACCGAUGAUGAAACAGCAACGAAUCAGCAGAAAUCACCAACAGUGAAGGACCCCGUUGUUUCAAUUGGAUUUUACUGCACAAAGGCUACUGUCACAUUCAAGCUCACUGAAAUGCAAGCUGAAAGUAGUUAUUACAGUCCACAGAAAGUGAAAUCUAAAGAAAUAAUAUGCUGGGAACAAGAAGGGACUACAGUUGAGGCCCUCAUGAGGGGAGAGCCCUUCUUUGAUUGCCAAAUAGGCUUUGUUGGUUGUCAAGCUCUUUGCCUUAAAGGAAUUAUGGGAAUUAAAGAUUUUGAAGAAAACAUGAAUAGAAGUGAUGCAGAGGCCUACUUUUUCAAUUGUGGAGAAAAUUUGAGCACAAAAGGGAUGACAUAUCUCACCAAUUCACUGUUUGAUUACAGAAGUCCAGAAAACAAUGGGGUUCGUGCAGAUUUCAUUUUGGAUGCAGCUGCUCACAAGGAGAUGUACACAGAGAUAGCUGGAAUGCAGAGGUUUGGAGCUUUCUACAUGGAUUAUCUGUACACAAUGGAAAGCACCGGUGGCAAAGGGUCUGGAAAUCAAGCAGAGGUAUCUUCCGUAAAGAUUGAAGACUUGGGCAGAGUUCAGGAGAUGUCUACAAAAAGUCUGAUUGUAGGCCCUCUCAGUCUUCGACUUGAUAGUAGCGCAGUGCACAGGAUUAUGAAAAUGAUUGCUUGUGCUCUAGAACAUGAAUAUGAGCCGUACAGCAAGUCUAAACAAGAUUUUGUAGAUGGAACUCAAGCUAUGCCAAGUUUAGAAGAAAUAUCAGUUUUGGAGGAAUAUAUUCCAACUCGAAUUACCAACUUUACAAUUCUGAAAUGCACUGUUACAAUUCCUAUGGCUGAAUUCAACUUGCUGUGUCACUUGCUGCCUAUAAUCAUGGGACAAAAGAGUUCAAGCAGCUUCUUAAAUACUACCAGUCUUCAGCCUCUCCGUCCUCUGCCUUGUAUCCAGAUAUUGGUGAACAAAAUUGUCUUGGAACACUCCUUACCUAUGUAUGCUGAACAGCUUGUACAAACUGUCAGCAGCCUUAACCAGCCAUCCGAUAACUUACUUCACUAUUGUUAUGCACACUGCUAUCUGAAGAUAUUUGGUUUUCAGGCAGGGCUAUCCUCCUUGGAUAUUAAUGGGUUGUACAGCUCACCAGCCUCAGUUGUUCCCCCAUUCAGUACUGCUUUUUAUGGCAAAAUGCUCCAGCUUCCAAAGUGUUGGUCCAAGCGGUCUCAUGUUGCAUUGAAGGAAUGUAUAUUUGAGCUUCCAAAUCUGACAAUCCAAGCAACGAGAGCCCAGACGUUUCUACUGCAGACUAUUUGGCAGAGUUGGGUUUAUAUUGGAAGUGUUAAUUCGCCAGUUGUAAAUGAAGCUUUGCUGAAUGAGGUCUUCCAAUCAUCAGGUGUGAAAUCUAAGAAUCCCCUGCCAACUCUUGAGGGCUCAAUCCAGAAUGUUGAAUUGAAGUACUGCAGCACAUCAUUGGUCAAAUGCGCCUCUGGGACCAUGGGAUCAAUAAAAAUUUGUGCCAAAGCCCCAGGUGGUGGUGGAAAGGAGAAGCUAAUCCCUUUAAUUCAAGGGCCAUCUGAUACCAGAGACUUACACAGCAGCAAAUGGCUCAAUGAAAGCCGAAAGCCAGAGUCUCUGCUUGCUCCAGAUUUGUUGGCCUUCACAAUUCAAGUCCCUCAGCAUAAGGACUACAACUAUAACUCAGGAGCUGUGCUUUUAGCGAACAUGCAAGGAUUGACAGUCAACGUUGAUCCAGUCUUAUAUACUUGGCUAACAUACCAGCCUCAGAAACGAAGCAGCAGGCCCCCCAUGCAACAGCCAUCUGGAUCAGUUUCUCUUGGGGCACCAGUUACUAGGAAAAAAGAGGAUGAGGUGUCAGUUGGAAGCAUGCCUUUGGCUAAGCAGCAAUCGAAUCAGGCCUCAGAAUAUGCCAGCAGCCCUGUCAAAACAAAAACAGUAACAGAAUCUCGGCCUUUAUCAGUUCCAGUGAAAGCCAUGCUGAGCUCUUCUGAAAGCUGUAGCAAAAGUCCUGAGGAAAGAAUGAAAGAAUUUAUUGGAGUUGUGUGGAAUGCAGUCAAGCGCCUUACACUUCAGCUUGAAGUGCAGUCGUGCUGUGUGUUCAUUCCAAAUGACAGCCUGCCAUCUCCUAGUACAAUUGUCUCUGGUGACAUUCCUGGGACUGUCCGAAGUUGGUAUCAUGGGCAGGCCAGUAUGCCUGGAACUCUUGUUCUUUGCUUACCCCAGGUAAAGAUUAUGAGUGCUGGCCACAAGUACAUGGAGCCCCUACAAGAGAUUCCCUUUGUUGUGCAAAGACCAAUUCUUGAAGAAGGUGAUGCUUUCCCUUGGACAAUAAGUCUGAGUCAUUUCAGUAUCUACACGCUUCUUGGGCAGCAAAUGACCCUUAAUUUAAUCGAGCCCAUGGGCUGCACUUCUACUUUGGCAGUCACUUCACAAAAACUGCUUGCUGCGGGGUCUGAAUAUAGGCACUCAUUUGUUGUAUGUCUUCAUGUUGACCUUGAGUCACUAGAAGUUAAAUGCUCAAAUCCUCAGGUGCAGUUGCUGUAUGAGCUAAUAGAUAUCAUGAACAAAGUCUGGAAUAAGAUUCAAAAGAAAGGCACUCUGCAUCAAUCCACGGCCUGCGCAGAAUCCGUUUCAGGGCCUGCACCUCCUAGUUCUCCUGUUAAAAGUAGUGUUGGGACAGCUCCGCCAGAUACCAGCACAUGUAGCCCAUCUGCUGACAUUGGGACAACUACAGAGGGUGAAUCUCUUCAAGGUGGUGAUGACUCUCCAUUUUCAGAUUCUGUUACUUUAGAGCAAACAACAAGCAAUAUUGGCAUAUCAAGUGGACGUGUUAGCUUAUGGAUGCAAUGGAUGUUGCCAAAACUCACAGUGAAGUUAUUUGCACCGGACCCAGGAAAUAAAGGCACAGAGAUUUGCGUUGUGAGUGAAUUAGAAGACCUCAGUGCCUCAGUAGACGUACAAGAUGUCUACACUAAAGUGAAAUGUAAAAUAGAAAGCUUCAAUAUUGACCACUACAGAAACAGCUUUGGGGAAGACUCUUGGUCUCUUGGGAAAUGUGGAGGUGUCUUCCUUUCCUGUACUGACAAGCUGAACAGACGUACAUUGUUGGUUCGACCCGUCAGCAAGCAGGAUCCUUUCAGUAACUUCUCAGGCUUCUUUCCCUCUGCAACUGCAAAACUUUUGGAUGGUUCUCAUCAACAGCACGGAUUUCUCUCCCUGACUUACACAAAGGCAGUCACCAAAAAUGUCCGUCACAAAUUGAUUUCAAGAAAUGAGCGGAGAAUCUUGCAUAAAUUAUCUGAGAGUUUCACUGACGGUUCUCCUCAUUUCCUUCAUGAGAUCCUUCUUUCAGCUCAGGCGUUUGAUGUUGUCCUCUGCUUUCCUUUUCUCAAUGCAAUUGCAAGCAUAUUUCAAGCAAAAUUGCCACGGAGCCCAAAAGAGAAAAGAAAAUCACCAGGCCAGCCUACAAGGACUCAUAUGCUCACAUCUCGCAACUUGCCGCUUAUUUAUAUCAACACUGGGGUAAUUAGAAUAUUCUUUCCCAAAAUGGAAGAAGUGCAGCAUAAUACAGAAGCUAAUAAAGAAGAUACUUUGGUCCUUAGGAUUGGUUCUGUAUCUAUGGCUCCGCAGGCCGACAAUCCUCUUAGUAGAGUUGUGCUGAGAAAAGAUAUUUAUCAGAGAGCAUUGAAUCUAGGAAUCAUUCGAGAUCCUGGAUCAGAGGUCGAAGACAGGCAAUAUCAAAUAGAUCUCCAUUCCAUCAACAUUGGUACAGCUCAGUGGGAUCAGUUGAAGCCAGAGAAGGAAAAUGGUAAAGGAAGGACCCUGCCAGAAAGUGAAAGAAAUUCUCAGAAUCCAGCCCUUGAAUGGAAUAUGGCUAGUAGCAUAAGGCGACAGCAAGAACGGAGAGCCAUUUUAACGCCAAUUUUAACAGACUUUACAGUGCGAAUAACUGCAGCUCCUGCCAUCAUUUUCACGAAAGUCAUUUCACCAGAGAAUGUGCAUACAGAGGAGAUUUUAGUUUGUGGCCAUUCUUUGGAAGUGAAUAUGACAACAAGCCUGGACUUCUUCCUCAGCGUGGCUCAAGUACAACUUCUGCAGCAAUUAAUAAAAGCUAAUAUGGUUGCUUUGGAGCCAUCUGGUAAAGCUGCCGAGGUUACCAAACAGGAACAGAAAAAAAUGGAUACAUCUGAUGGAGGUAUAGCUGAAACAUCUUCACGUUACAGUGGCGCCCAGGACAGUGGUAUUGGCAGUGAUAGUGUUAAAAUCCGAAUAGUUCAAAUAGAACAACACAGUGGCACCAGCCACCACCGCAUUGCCCGUCCUUCCCGGCAAUCUUCUAUUGUGAAGAACCUGAACUUUAUUCCCUUUGACGUUUUUAUUACAGCCAGUCGAAUCUCCUUUAUGACUUAUUCAUGUACCAUGCUAGCUAAAUCAAAAUCACUGGAGGAUGAGAAAGAUGGUGAAAAAACGAGCAAAACUUCAUUAAAGCUUCCAGAAACAGACUCGGGCAUGGAUCACGACUGCAAGAAGCCCACUGGAGCAGGUGUUUCAUCAAUAACAGCUGAUGAUCUCCUGAACACUAAUAGUUCAUUAACCUCUGCUAAAAAGGCAGGUGUUCUGUCACUGGAAAGCCUUCAUGCCUCUACAAGAUCAUCUGCAAGGCAAGCCCUGGGUAUAACUAUCGUUCGUCAGCCUGGUCGCAGAGGAACCGGUGACUUGCACUUAGAGCCGUUUUUGCACCUUGUUGUAUCCCAGCCUUCUUUGAUCUUAAGCUGUCAUCACAGAAAACAAAGAGUGGAAGUGUCUGUAUUUGAUGCUGUCCUCAAAGGCAUAGCAUCUGACUACAAGUGUACGGAUCCUGGAAAAACUCUACCAGAAACUCUCGACUACUGCAAGACGUGGUUACAAACAGUGGCAGGAGAAAUAGAUCCUAAAAGCGGCAUCCCACCUCCUCUCAUCACAUUCCAGAUUAUAGACUUCCUCAACGGGCCAGCUGACAUAAAUGUGGAUAUCUCAAAGCCUUUGAAAGCCAAUUUCAGCUUUGUCAAACUAGAUCAAAUAAAACAAUUUAUGAAAAAGAUCAGAAGCAAAAGUGAUUAUGAGGCCCAGGAGGAAAACACUUCAGCAGCUGAUAGUCUUCCAAAGAAGGAUGACACCUUAACAUCCCAAUGUUACAAAAGCAGGAUUUCUGACUUGGAAGAUCAUGGUGAUGGAGCUCAAAAGAUUUCAACUCAAGAAAACCUGUGGAGGGGCAUUUCCUGUUGUCAGAAGAUUUCUGUCCACACCACUCAGAUGGUGGUCUCUAUGGAACCUCAUCCAAAUCCUAGUAAACCUUGCUUACUAGCAUCUUUAUCAACCCUCAGUGGACAUUUGAGUGUGAAAGCUAACUCUAAGAGUAAAGGUAUAAUUAAUGGCACAUCUUUAAUGCUUGAUAUUGAUGAUUUCCUCGUUAAGACAAGCCUCAAGGAAAAAAGCAGAAUGCUGGUUGGGCCUGUCUGCUGCUCUGUCGCCGUGGAAGCUAAAUGGUGUAAGCACAGUGGUAAUCCUGGUCCGGACUUGUCAGUUCCAAAAGUCCAUGUUGACGUGAGAGGUGGACUGAUGCAGGUUUUCUGGGGUCAAGAGCAUUUGAACUGCUUAGUUCUUAUACAUGAACUUCUGCAAGGUUACCUUCAGCAAGAAGAGAUGGAGAGGCAGAGCUUUGGUCAUAUGUAUACAGCACCACAUUCCACAGACAGGAACCAGUAUUCUAAAACAGAGCAUACCUCAGACGAUCUAAGAACAGGCCUGUUUCAGUACAUACAAGAUGCAGAGGCGCAGAAACUGCCCAAUGCCUAUGAAGUUGUGUUUUACAAUGAAACCGAUGAUAAUCCAGGAAUGAUGUUAUGGAGAUACCCAGAGCCCAGAGUGCUCACCCUUGUGAGAAUUACUCCGGUUCCUUUUAACACUACAGAAGAUCCAGAUAUUAGCACUGCAGACCUUGGUGAUGUUCUUCAGAUUCCUUGCAGCUUGGAAUACUGGGAUGAGCUCCAGAAGUCAUUUGUAGCAUUCAGAGAAUUCAGCCUAUCAGAAAGCAAAGCCUGUGAACUGCCGCUGCCUAGUAUCGACUUAAUGACUGACCAGAAAGAGCUUGUAGCUUCGGAUCUUUGGAGGAUUGUCCUGAACAGCAACCAGAAUUCAGGAGAUGACCAAAGCUCUGAAAGCGAAUCAGGCUCUCAAAGUGUGUGCGAUCAGCUCGUAACUCCAACUGCACUAGCAGCCUGUACCCGAGUGGACUCGUGCUUUACCCCUUGGUUUGUGCCUGCCCUUGGGGUUUCCGUCCAGUUUGCUCAUUUGGAACUUCACCUUUGCCACCAUCUCGAUCAGCUAGGCACAGUGACACCAAAGUUCCUUCAUCCAUUUAUCUCUGAUAAAAAUGUCCCAAAUGAGCUGGAACACUUGAUAAUCUCAUUCAAAGAGCCACAUAUCUAUCUGCGGCAGUGGAACGACAGCUUAGUCUUCAGAGAGAUCCAGUUCUCCACCACGAUUGACUGCAAACUUUUGGAAUAUCGAAAUGUUACGAUGCAGGCGAUCAUGAAGCCCUUUGGGAUGUUUGGGCAGAUUGCUGUUUCUGGAAAUUCAGUGGAAAAGUUACUGGACUGCAAUGUGAUGGUGGAUCCCAUAUUCGUCAGCUUUGGGCAACAUGCAGUUCACUCUCUCCACAAAGCAAUCCAAGCUUGGCAACAGAACCAGUGCCCCGAGGCAGAAGAAUUGGUCUUCAGCCAUUUUGUAAUCUGUAAUGACACACAGGAGACACUGCGGUUUGGCCAGGUGGAUACUGACGAAAAUGUUUUGCUGGCUAGCCUCCACAGUCACCAGUACAGCUGGCGCUCUCACAAGUCCCCGCAGCUGCUGCAUAUCUGUAUUGAAGGUUGGGGAAACUGGCGGUGGUCUGAGCCAUUCAGUGUAGAUAACGGGGGAACAUUUAUCAGAACCAUUCAGUACAAGGGAAGGACGGCAUCCCUUAUCAUCAAGGUCCAACAGCUCAACGGCGUGCAAAAACAAAUCAUUAUUUGUGGGAGACAAAUUGUGUGCAGUUAUCUCUCUGAAAGCAUUGAACUGAAAGUCGUUCAGCAUUACAUUGGGCAGGAUGGACAAGCAGUUGUGAAGGAACAUUUUGACUGCCUUGCACCAAAGCAGAAGCUACCUUCAUACAUCCUAGAAAACAGUGAGCUAACUGAAUUGAGUGUGAAGGCUAAAGGAGAUGAAGACUGGUCAAGAGACGUCACUCUUGAGCCCAAGCACACUGAAUACAGCACAGUCAUUCAGGUGCCGUCUUCAAACAGUUCUAUUAUUUAUGUAUGGUGCAUGGUUUUGACUUUGGAGCCCAACUCGCAAGUACAGCAACGAAUUAUUGUUUUCAGCCCUCUUUUUAUCAUGAGAAGCCAUCUUCCAGAUCCCAUCAUCAUACAUUUAGAGAAAAGGAGCCUGGGAUUGAAUGAAACACAGAUUAUUCCAGGAAGAGGGCAAGAGAAAUCACUGCAAAACAUAGAACCUGAUCUAACCCAUCACCUGACCUUCCAAGCUAGGGAAGAAGAUGAUCCAUCUGAAUGUGCGGUCCCCAUCUCAACAGCACUUAUUAAGCAGAUAGCCACCAAAUCAAACGCUGGAGGCACUGCAAGCGAAAUACUUUCUGAAUUCUACGGGUGUGGCAGUUCCCUACAGUCAGUUUGGCCUUAUUCAAAAAAGGAUUACGUCAGCAGCGAACAGCUCACUCAGUGGGACAGCCCCAUGCGGGUGAAGCUGUCAGUGUGGAAGCCAUGUGUGAAAACUCUGCUGAUAGAACUCCUGCCAUGGGCUCUGCUGAUCAAUCACUCCAAAUGGGAUCUUUGGCUCUUUGAAGGCGAGAAGAUUGUUCUGCAGAUACCUGCUGGGAAAACAAUGAUACCUCCAAACUUUCAGGAAGCUUUCCAAAUUGGAAUAUAUUGGGCAAACACAAACACUGUGCACAAGUCAGUAGCAAUUAAACUCGUCCACAAUAUGACGUCACCCAAAUGGAAGGAUGGAGACAAUGAGGAGGUGGUGACAUUGGAUGAAGAAGGGUUUGUUGAAGCUGAGAUAAGACUUGGAGCCUUCCCAGGGCAUCAGAAGUUGUGUCAGUUCUGCAUUUCUUCGAUUGUUCAACGUGGUAUUCAAAUCCUGCAAAUUGAAGAUAAGAGCAUCAUUGUCAAUAACACUCCAUACCAAAUAUAUUAUAAGCCCCAGCUCUCUGUCGUGAAGCCCCAGUUGAAGGAGGAGUACGUGCAUAGUCCAGACAGUAGCACGUUUAGCAUCUGCUCUGCAACAGAGUCAGACUCUGCCAAAACAAGCUCCAUUCUUUUCUGGGACCUGAUGUCUGACAUUAGCCCAUCAAGUUCUGAUGUGCUGCCUCUUCAGAAGUAUAUGUUGCUAAGCUUCAAACCUGGCAUAAGUGGUCCCAACGCUCUGUUCUGGAGCCCACCAGCCAUCAUCAGACAAGAAUUUCCAAGGCAGAGUAUAGCCAUACCUCUUGGAGAUAAAAAUGGAAAUGACUUGUGCACCAGAGCUAUAGCCCUAACUUAUCAGGAGCAUCUGGGGGUGACGUAUUUAACUCUAUCAGAAGAUCCAAGUCCUCGCAUUAUUAUCCACAACAGGUGUCCCGUGUCUUUACUUUUAAAAGAAAACAUCAAAGAUACUCCACGGUUUGAUAUCUACUGCAAACGUGUCCCAGCAGACAGUUCAGUGCACCAUGAACUUUAUCAUCAAGUCUCCAGCUAUCCGGACUGCAAAACCAAAGACCUGCUCCCCAGCGUUCUUCUGAAAGUGAUUUCAGCAGAGGAGUUAACAAAUGAGUGGAGUGAUGUUGUGGACAUUAAUAAUCAAGGCACACAGAUCAUCUUCUUAACUGGCUUUGGGUAUGUUUACGUGGAUAUUGCUCAUCAGUAUGGAACAAUAGUGAUAACUUUAGCCCCCGAAGGAAGACCAGGACAUCAGAUCAACCUGAACAGAGCUCAGGAGCAGAGCCUCGUGUUCCAAAUAUUCAUCUGCCAGCUCAGCCUCUCUGUGUAUGAUGAUAUCACAAACCCCAGGACAUCAUCCGAACUUGUGCGGUUGAUGCUGGACAAUGUUUACCUUCGUAUGGUUCCGGUCGCCAGCUACCUCAGGCCUCUGUCUCACGAAUUCCGUGGGGAGACCACCAGCGACCUUCAGCAGUUUUAUACUCUCCAGAUCUUUUGCGGAGACUUGCAGCUGGACAAUCAGCUUUACAACAAAUCCAAUUUCCAUUUUCCGGUCCUGCUCUGCCAGGGAGAGAAAAAUGAAUCCGCACAGUGGACUAAAGUGCAUAACCUCAUAGUAUCCAACAAAGACUUGGAAGAGUACAGCGAGAACUCCUUCCUCAAACUCCGCUUCACUCUGUCGGAAGAGCAGAAUUUGCUGUUUCAUGUGAAUGACCUCAGUUUUGAAAUGAAACCAGCACUGUUGUAUGUGGAAGACACAUUUGUUUAUUACAUUAAGACUUUAUUUGAGACGUACCUGCCAGACAGCAGAGGAGUUUGCCGUUCCACAAAAGCUCAUGCUGUAAACCAGAUACUGCCUGAAAGGGUUAGGCAGCAUGCGAACGCUUUGCUCAAUCCAGUGAAAUUAAGGAAGCUGGCAAUUCAGCCGGUUAGCCUCUUGGUCAGCAUCCACGCUUCACUGAAGCUGUACAUUGCUUCAGAUCACACACCCCUCUCCUUCUCCGUCUUUGAGCGCGGACCCAUUUUCACAACUGCCAGGCAGCUGAUUCAUGCAUUGGCCAUGCAUUAUGCUGCAGGAGCAUUAUUCAGAGCAGGAUGGGUCGUGGGAUCUCUGGAAAUCCUUGGAAGCCCUGCCAGCUUGGUAAGAAGCAUAGGAAACGGGAUAGCUGAUUUCUUCAGGCUCCCGUAUGAAGGACUAACUCGUGGGCCAGGAGCCUUUGUGAGUGGUGUCUCCCGAGGAACCACAUCCUUCGUAAAACACAUUUCCAAAGGCACGCUGACAUCAAUUACCAAUCUGGCCACCAGCCUUGCUCGGAACAUGGAUAGGCUGUCGCUGGAUGAGGAGCACUAUAACAGGCAGGAAGAAUGGAGAAGACAACUCCCUGAGAACCUGGGAGAAGGACUGAGGCAGGGCCUCUCUCGACUGGGCAUCAGCCUUCUAGGUGCGAUUGCUGGUAUUGUAGAUCAGCCAAUGCAGAACUUCCAGAAAACAUCAGAGGCCCAGGCUUCAGCUGGGCACAAGGCCAAAGGUGUUAUCUCUGGUGUAGGAAAAGGAAUCAUGGGGGUUUUCGUGAAGCCCAUUGGAGGAGCAGCUGAACUAGUGUCACAGACUGGCUAUGGUAUUUUGCACGGAGCUGGACUUUCUCAGCAUCCCAAACAGCGCUAUCCUCCAAGCGACCAACAUGCGGAGCAGGCUCUGAACAGCCACGUCAAAUACGUCUGGAAAAUGCUUCAGUCUCUAGGGAGACCAGAGGCCCACAUGGCCCUGGAUGUGGUAAUUGUGAGUGGAUCGGGCCAGGAACAUGAAGGAUGUCUGCUGCUUACUUCAGAGGUGCUGUUUGUGGUUAGUGUCAGUGAAGACACACAGCAACAAGCAUUUCCAGUAACUGAAAUCGAGUGUCUACAAGAUAGUCAGCAAAGCAACUUGCUGAAGGUGCAACUCAGACAGCAGAGAGUCCCCUGUGACUUGGAGGCAGAUGGAGGCAGAGAGAGAUUGUCUGAACAACAAUACAACAGACUUGUGGACUACAUCACAAAAUCUUCCUACCAUUUUGCCCCCAGCCCCGUAUCCGUGCAAACCCCAACACAGGUUGUAGCUCCAGAGCCCAUUCCUACAACAGUGAAGACUUAUCAAUACCUGGUGGAUCCUAUUUUUGCCCGAGUAUUCAUCAGUAAAUUUACUGCGGUAAAAAAUAAAGCUUUAAGGAAGGGGUUUCACUGAGAAAAACCUUUAGCAAGAAUUGUGUUUCCACUUUAAAAGUGCAGUGUCUUCUGUGCAGUUGCCUAAUGUGAAUU